Thamnophis elegans (Western terrestrial garter snake) is the source of this 1999-nucleotide messenger RNA. RefSeq names its product WD repeat domain 12 (gene WDR12). Gene Ontology annotation, cellular component: PeBoW complex; preribosome, large subunit precursor. Gene Ontology annotation, molecular function: protein binding. The transcript has 14 exons. Gene Ontology annotation, biological process: maturation of 5.8S rRNA from tricistronic rRNA transcript (SSU-rRNA, 5.8S rRNA, LSU-rRNA); maturation of LSU-rRNA from tricistronic rRNA transcript (SSU-rRNA, 5.8S rRNA, LSU-rRNA); ribosome biogenesis. Lineage: Eukaryota; Metazoa; Chordata; Lepidosauria; Squamata; Natricidae. The coding region runs from base 140 to 1417 and encodes 425 amino acids. The record is from RefSeq and is a predicted model, not a curated record.
GAGCGAUCCAUCAGCCUUGCGGACUCUGGGCCAAGGGGACUCUCAGCCACGUGGAUUCUUGGGCUUUGGAGAGGCCGGGCGUCUCUUCGCGGGUUGAGCGAACCGCCGCGGAGCCUCGCCUGCCGGAAUCUCCUUCGCUAUGGCGCAGCUUCAGGCUCGCUUCUUCACCAGCGACGCGAAAUACACAGUAGAUGAUGUUCCCUUUUCUAUCCAAGCUACCUCUGAAGUUGCUGACCUCAGUAACAUUAUCAACAAAUUGUUGGAAGCCAAAAAUGACGAUCACAAAUAUGUGGAAUUUGACUUCCUUGUCAAAGGACAGUUCUUGCGUAUGUCUCUGGUCAAACACAUGGAAAUGGAAAACAUUUCAACAGAAGAUGUAGUAGAAAUUGAAUAUGUAGAGAAGUAUACAGCACCCCAGCCUGAAGAAUGUAUGCUCCAUGAUGACUGGAUCAGUUCCAUUGAAGCUACAGAAGAAUGGAUCUUGACUGGUUCCUACGAUCAGACUUCCCGGAUUUGGUCAGUAGAAGGCAAACCGAUCAUGUCACUUGUUGGGCAUACAGAUGUGGUCAAAGACGUAGCUUGGGUUAAAAAAGACAGCUUGUCAUGCUUGCUGCUCAGUGCCUCUAUGGACCAGACUAUCUUGCUCUGGGAAUGGAAUGUGGAAAGGAACAAAGUGAGGGCUCUUCAUUGCUGCAGGGGCCACGCAGGAAGUGUAGAAUCUGUAGCUGUGGAUAGUUCAAGGACCAAAUUUUGCAGUGGCUCCUGGGAUAAGAUGCUGAAGAUAUGGUCUGCAGUGCCUGCCGAUGAAGAGGAUGAAGCAGAGAUGGAGGACGUGGGGAACAGACCAAGGAAAAAGCAAAAAACCGAGCAGCUGGGACUAACGAGAACUCCUGUUGCAACUCUCUCUGGUCAUACAGAAUCCGUGUCUUCGGUUCUUUGGUCAGAUACAGAUGAGAUCUGCAGUGCUUCAUGGGACCACACCAUUAAAAUUUGGGAUGUUGAAACGGGAAGCUUUAAAUCCACUUUGACAGGAAACAAAGUGUUUAAUUCAAUAGCCUACUCACCACUUUGUCGGCGUAUAGCUUCCGGGAGCACCGACAGACACAUUCGGUUAUGGGAUCCGCGGAGCAAAGAUGGCUCUUUGGUGUUACUUUCUCUCACCUCACAUACUGGCUGGGUGACCUCAGUGAAAUGGUCUCCGACUCACGAGCAGCAACUUAUCUCUGGCUCUUUAGAUAACGUUGUCAAACUCUGGGAUACACGAAGUUGCAAAGCUCCCCUUUAUGACUUGGCGGCUCACGAAGACAAAGUUUUCUGUGUGGAGUGGACCGAAGCUGGGUUGCUGCUGAGUGGUGGAGCAGACAACAAACUCUAUUGCUACAGAUACCAAUCAACCACUUCAGAUGUUGGAGCAUGAAAGGAGGACUUUCCUGGAUCUGCAUCUCAUAUAUGAACAGAAAGUGGCCUGCUAUUUGUAGAAAGGAUGUUCUGGAGCCAGUCAAACGUGUAUUCUUGUGGCACACAGCAAAAUUCAUCGCCUUUCGUCAGGGUUGAAAUUGCUGUCCUUGUAUUUAAAGCUUUUUUUAAAAUGUACAUAUAUGAACUCUACAAAAAAAAAAUAUUAACCAUUUAAACAUGAUGUUGGGUUUCAGUAUCGUAUUUAUGUUAACCUUAUUUUGUGCAACUAUAUUUAAAUGUUUCAGUUCAUUUAUCAUUUUCGGCUUCCCAAACCAUUUGAGAAGAAAUGUCCUUAAAUUGGAAAUCUGUUUACCGCAGAUGGCUAGUGGUGGACUCUAUAAAAUGUACGUUUUUAAGGAUUUUUAAUUAAAUAAAUACAUUUACCUUUGAGAAGUGAUGAUAAGUUGAAAUCUAUGGUUAUUGGGGGGGCGUGGGGGGGGGGGAGAGGGAGAAGCUUUGGAGGCUCCAUUUCAGCUGACCUAUGAGGAGCAACUGGACUCAGGACAUGGUCAGUUUUGCUCUUAGUUAAGACAUUUCCUAC